AUGGUUUCAACCCAACCUUUGUCCCAUAUUCCACCAAAGCCUCCUGAUCUUCCGCAUAUUCCCACCACAACCCCGAGGAAUUCUUUGAUUCUCCCACCCAAACCACCUGGCAUUACCCAGAAUUUCGCAUCACUGUUCAAGAAAUCGGCGGUUAACGGCAAUCUCCAUCAUCCACCUGCUGCAUCAACAAAUCUGCUCCCGUUCUUUGAUCCUUUGAGUUUCAACAUCACCAACCCUAUGCCUCUCUUCCCUCAAGCUCAUCAACUUCACCCGACUCCUCAGCCACCACCAGCAUCACUCUCUCCUACGAGCGCGAACCCCCAAGUGAUAAACCACAACCCAUCACCUGAGUUAGGGAUCCACACUCAUAAUACCCCCACAAAUAUUCAGAUUGCUCAUGGGGUCAAUGCGAAUCCCCAUUCAUUACUGAACCUCCAUAUCCAGUCGUCUUCUAAUGAACCUUCAUCUGUACGUCUUAUGCCCCAUUCACCCUUUCCUUCGGCUGGACAAGGAAAUCACCCUCCAAUUUCUAUAUUGAACGUCCAGUACAAGCAAGGAGCCCAGAGUUCCCCAACCAGCAUAAAUUUUGGUUCCUUUAUAUCUGCAAAUGCCACAAAGCCUUCUAAAAGAGUUGUGUUGAACAAUGGAGAACCAGGAAUGUACUGGUCACCAGACGAAACUCAGGAACUUUCUAAAGAUUUUUCUCUAUCCCUGAUAGGCAAAUGCGCCUAUGGCAAGCCUUCACUGGGAGUGGAUACCACAGAUCCUGUAGGGCUGAAUCAAAGGAAGGAAAUGGACCACCACACCCAGCGGGAACAGGAAGUGGCAAAAGCCCCUGCCAACUUAAAUAAUCAAAAUGCUACUGACAGAAAAGAAAAUCAGGAGACCUACUGCUCUACAUCAGCUCUUGAUAAAGGUAAACAACAAGCUUCAGAGGGACAAAAUGAAGUGGCAGAGAACCUUAAAGAUCCUCUUGGAACAGAAUCUAUACAAGAUGCUACAGACCCACAUAAAGAUAAGGAAGAUUUGGAAUGUGCCUCAGUGACUCAGGUACCCCUGCACUCCCCUAGCAUUGAGGGGAAUAGCUUGGAGGAAUGCCUUCCUCCCUCUCCUGUUGCUAUUGUAAGUGCAGUUGAUCAUAAUUUUGUAGAGGACUAUGCUGAACUUGAGAAUUGUGGGGAGGUUUUAUCCUCUAGAGAAAAUACACAUGACUUGGUAGGGAAUGAGGCUCCUAAAGAACAACUUGGUGAGUGUCAUGCCCUUUAUUGGCCUUCUCUAAAUUCUUCUUUCUUACUGGAACAUGAUUAUGGUACAAGGGGAGAAUGUGGAGGCAUUAUUGAUGAUCAGAUGGGCUUGAUUUGUGUGAGGACUCAAUUAAGAGCCAGAAACGUACACUAG
Molecule: messenger RNA, 1398 nt
Organism: Ilex paraguariensis (yerba mate)
Lineage: Eukaryota; Viridiplantae; Streptophyta; Magnoliopsida; Aquifoliales; Aquifoliaceae
Source: the annotation of a GenBank genome assembly